This is a messenger RNA of Penicilliopsis zonata CBS 506.65, 636 nucleotides long. RefSeq lists its product as hypothetical. Gene Ontology annotation, cellular component: endoplasmic reticulum membrane. The record is from RefSeq and is a predicted model, not a curated record. The transcript is spliced from 4 exons. The coding region runs from base 1 to 636 and encodes 211 amino acids. Gene Ontology annotation, biological process: cellular response to oxidative stress; protein N-linked glycosylation. NCBI's taxonomy places the organism in Eukaryota, Fungi, Ascomycota, Eurotiomycetes, Eurotiales, Aspergillaceae.
AUGAGUACGGUGCCGGCCGCGUGGUGGGGGUUGCGAUGCGCUUUCACCUUUCUGGCAGAGCUUCUUCAUAUUCGGCCGGGCAUGGGACGCGAAGGGUGGGCAGCGGCAAUCGUGGGUAAUGGUGGACCGGACUGGGAUGUUGAGAGGAGAUUCCGGGUGACAGAGGUUGCAUUGGCAAUCAUGUGGUGCUGUGCCUCUGCAUACUUAUCCUAUUUCUUUGCUGACUGUAUGAUGUCUCGGUGGCUUCUGAAUUACACACCACCGGCGGUGAUGAUCCGGCUACUCACAACCAACGGCUUGAUCGCCUAUAUCACAUCUUGGGUUCUUUAUCUUUCCGGCGCAUCCUCGGAUCCACGAAUGCUUUUACCUGCUUGGAUAUCCAUUACAACUACCCUUACGUUUCUAUACCAUGCCACCCAGAACCGCACCAUGAUCAAGCGCGAGACCACUGCCUCCCUCCUUGUCGUUUCGGUCGCCAGUUUCGUCAGCCUGUCCUCUCUCUUACUGCAAUUGCAUCUCACGCGCGAGAACGAGCCGGAGGUACCUCUUUUCGUACUCUGUCGGAAGGUGCUCGAUGCACUGCUGGCCAUCUUCCUUCGGAUGCGAGUCACAAACGAUGCUGCGGGGGAGUUAUAG